AUGGAUUCAGCCAGAUUAACUAGUGCUAAACAGAAGUUAGGGAUAACAUAUGAAUUAAAACCAGAACAGAUAUCAGCACUUCGUGCAUUUACAGAAUCGAAGGACCUUGUGUGUUUACUACCAACUGGUUUUGGGAAAAGUGUCAUUUUUCAGCUGAUGCCAUUUAUUACCGACGAUCCCAUGGCAGUUGUCCUUGUUAUAUCGCCAUUGAACGCGAUUAUGAAGGAUCAGGUUAUGAAACUAUGCAAAAGCGGAAUUCCAGCUUGUUUCCUAGAUAUAACGGGAAGAGAUGGUUCUACCUACAUGUUGAAACCUGCAUUGGGGACGGAUAUUGUGGAUGAAAGUGAGGAAAGAGAGGACAGCAGUAUUGAUGAUGAAACUGAUGAAGAUGUUGGGAAGCUGCUGAUGAAAGUUUCUCCAGAAGAAGUGGCAGCUGGAAAAUUCCGCCUUAUUUAUGCCCAUGUAGAGGCAUUCCUUUCUUCAAGAGAAGGAAGGAAAAUUCUACAAAGCCAAGCUUUGCAGGAUCACGUGUGUGGUAUCUGCAUAGAUGAAGCACACAUGAUACAAGAAUGGGGUGAAGACUUUCGAAAGGACUUUGCUAGGAUACAAGAAUUGCUGGACAUUUUCCCUAGAGUACCUGUGUCCCAUUUUACAGCAACAGCAUCACAAUCGACAAAGGAAAAGCUGGUAAAAAACCUUGGUUUAAGGAAUCCCACUUUUAUUUCAAAGAAUCCAGACAGACCAAACAUCAGGUAUUACAAAUACCAACGACUACCCAGCAUGCGACAAGAGGAUGACCUUGACAAAAUUUUAGGAGAUAUUGUGACAGGUCUACAAAAGGACAGAAGACAUUAUCCUCUCACUUUCGUUUACACUGAUCUGGAGUCAAUUAGGUAUGGCUACAGAUUUAUGGAGAAACUGGGUAAAUCUGAUCCAAUAAUUAGAGUAGUUCUGGCAAAGGUAGCCCUUGGCAUAGGUGUGCAUGCACCUGCCGAUCGAAAGGUCAUUCAUUUGUUAAUAAGCAUGGAUGUCAUGAUACAUACCUGGAACCCUCCUUUUACUUGA
Messenger RNA from Saccostrea cuccullata (small rock oyster), 1065 nucleotides. RefSeq names its product ATP-dependent DNA helicase RecQ-like. The record is from RefSeq and is a predicted model, not a curated record. Gene Ontology annotation, cellular component: nucleus; chromosome; cytoplasm. The transcript has 4 exons. Gene Ontology annotation, molecular function: four-way junction helicase activity; ATP binding; 3'-5' DNA helicase activity. Lineage: Eukaryota; Metazoa; Mollusca; Bivalvia; Ostreida; Ostreidae. Bases 1 to 1065 code for a protein of 354 amino acids. Gene Ontology annotation, biological process: double-strand break repair via homologous recombination.